AUGGCGGACGGGUCCCCUCGGCCCCCACUUUAUCGCAGUGUCUCGUUUAAACUGCUGGAACACUGGAGCGGCGGACCGGGGCCGAGGGAGGAGGACGCGGACACCCCUGGGUUGCGGCGCCGAGCUUCGUGCCGGCCAGCCGCGGCAGUCCCGGGCCAGCCCUCCCGGCGCGUGUCCAAGCUGGCGUCGGGGCCCCCGGCCGCCCCCGCGCAGCCGCGCCCGCUCCGCAGCCUCUCGCCAUCGGUGCGCCAGCUCUCCCGGCGCUUCGACGCGGCGCGUCUGGACGACGACUCCACUGGUGCUCCGGACGGGGGCUGCUCCUCCGGCACUACAGAAGAAGCAGCGGAAGGCUCUGAGCGUGGGGCCUGGCCCAGCGUCACCGAGAUGCGCAAACUCUUCGGCGGUCCGAGCUCCAGACGACCCAGUGUAGACUCUGAGGCCCUGGGUUCGACCAGCCCCGACAGAGUUUCAUGGGAGCCCCCAACUCGUGAUCCCCGACAGCCUCCGACGCCACCUCCUCGGACGUGCUUUCCUCUGGCUGGCCUGCGUUCUGCGCGGCCUCUGUCCGGGUCCGGGAUCGAGGGGAGGCGACGUCGGCAGCACCAGCAACAGGAGCGGGCGCAGCGUCCGGCGGAUGGUUUACAUUCUUGGCAUAGCUUCUCCCAACCGCAGGCCGGGGCUCGGGCCUCCUCCUCCUCCUCCAUUGCCUCCUCCUAUCCUGUCAGCCGCAGCCGGGCUGCUAGUUCCAGCGAGGAGGAAGAGGAGGGACUGCAGGCGCAGCUUGGGCCUCAGAGUCCGGCCUACCUUGGCGGCCACUCUUCGGGCAGUGAGGAGGACCCAGAUGGUGAGGAUGGUCGUCGCUGGAGAGGGAGAGGACUCCGGCCUGGAAGCUCCCUGUUGGUUCACGGCUGCAGCCAGGACAGUGACGAGCUAAAUUUGGGGGGCUUGGGAUCAGCAGGGAGUGUCAGGAGCCCCGAACCUCCGACGUCUCCAAGAACCUCUAUGGAGGAGUGGGGUACUGGCACACAGCCCUGCGUCCCAGGUCCCCAGGAGAGCUUAAGGCCUAUGUCCGACACUGGGGGCGCACCUUUCCGUGUGGCUAAGGUGAGCUUUCCUGCGUACCUGGCCAGCCCGGCUGGCUCCCGAGGUAGUAGUCGCUAUUCCAGCACUGAGACCCUCAAGGAUGAUGACCUGUGGUCAAGCCGCAGUUCUGUGAGCUGGGGUGUAUAUCGAUCCCCAAGUUUUGGAACUGGAGAUGGGCUCCUUCUACGGCCCCAGACUAGGUCCCGCAGUAAAGGGCCUGUGGGCACCGCAAGGCCGCUGAGGGAUGGAGGACUGGAGCUAGACAAGAACCGACAACGCAAGUCCCUGUCGAAUCCAGAUAUCGCCUCCGAAACCCUGACGCUGCUCAGUUUCCUGCGUUCAGACCUUUCAGAGUUGAGGGUCCGAAAGCCCAGUGGGGGCCCUGGGAACAGCCCCCUAGAUGGCAGAGACUCACCAUCAGCAGGUAGCCCAAUGGAGCAAACUGAGUCUACGCUGUCCCAAAGUCCAACAUCACCCACCACCCGGCCCACCCUCAAGGACUUGACAGCUACCCUGCGCAGGGCAAAGUCAUUCAGCUGCUCAGAGAAGCCCAUGGCCCGGCGUCUGCUCCGCACCAGUGCCUUGAAGCCUAGCUCCUCAGAGCUCCUACUGGCAGGUUCUGGGGCAGAGGAGGAUCCAUUGCCACUCGUGGUCCAGGAUCAGUAUGUACAGGAAGCCCGUCAGGUUUUUGAGAAGAUACAGCGUAUGGGUGCACAGCAGGAUGAUGGAAGUGAUGUCCGCCCAAGAAGUCCUGACUGGGCAGGGGAUAUGACCCAAGGGCAGCGGUCUCAGGAGGAGCUCUCUGGCCCUGAGUCCAGCCUGACAGAUGAGGGCAUUGGAGCAGACCCUGAACCUCUUGGUGCUGCUGCCUUUCGCAGCCUAGAUCCUUCAGGAGUGUGGAGACCCCUUUCCUCAACUUCAGCACAGACGAACCACCACCGUGGAGCCGGGACAGAAGACAGCCCAGGUGGGAGGGCCCUUGUGUCUCCUGAGACCCCUCCAACACCAGGUGCCCUCCGCAGGAGGCGAAAAGUACCCCCCUCAGGUCCUAAUGGGACUGAAGUAAGUAAUGGGGAGAUGAGUGAGGCAUACAGGUCCCUGAGUGACCCUAUUCCACAGCGUCACCGGGUUGCCUCCUCAGAGGAGCCCUCUGGGUUCUCUGUGGACAGUAAUCUUCUAGGCUCACUGAACUCUAAGACAGGGCUUCCAGUGACCCCAACAAUGGAUGAGGGCCUGACAAGUGGCCACAGUGACUGGUCUGUAGUUAGUGAAGAGAACAAGAACUAUCAGGAAGUCAUUCAGAGUAUUGUUCAGGGGCCUGGGGCCUUGGGGCGUAUGGCAGAAGACAGGGUUGCUGGCAAAACCCCCAAGAAGAAAUCUCUGAGUGACCCUAGUCGCCGUGGGGAGUUGACUGGGCCUGGAUUUGAGGGCCCAGGGGGGGAGCCCAUUCGAGAAGUGGAGCCCGUGCUGCCUCCCUCUAGCAGUGAACCUAUCCUUGCAGAGCAGUGGGCGGAGCCAGAAGACCCCGGUCCUGCUGGGGGCAGGGCACAGUCUGAGAGGUCCCUACCGGUCCCACCUGCUUCCUCCACCGCCCACCAUGACUUCCAUCUUGACCCCAAGCUAACCAAUGUUCUCUCCCCUCGGCUCACCCGCCGAGGCUCCAAGAAGCGCCCAGCUCGGAGCAGUCACCAAGAGCUUCGAAGAGAGGAGGGCAACCAGGACCCGACUGGUAGCCUGACACAAGUUCGGUCCUCCUCCAAACAUGUUCGCCACGCCAGUGUGCCUGCUACCUUUACACCUAUUGUGGUGCCUGAGCCUAGGAGGUCUGUGGGACCCCCUGUGGCUGUACCAGAGCCUGUGGACUUUCCUGUUAGAGGCCAUCCCACGUUGCAGGCACCAUCACUUGAGGAUGUCACUAAGCAGUACAUGCUGACCCUUCACUCUGGUGACUGUCCUGCUCCAGGUCCUGUGGACCUACCCUGCCUGCCUCCCUCUGCACCACCCUCCACUGAGACCAAGCCCUCUGGGGCUGGCAGGGCAACUGCAGAUGAUCCUGCCCCAGUGAGCAAGUGCUGUAGCAAGCCACAAGUGGACAUGAGGAAGCACGUGACCAUGACCCUGCUGGACACGGAGCAAUCGUAUGUGGAGUCACUGCGUACCCUAAUGCAGGGCUACAUGCAGCCCCUGAAGCAGCCAGAGAACUCCUUGCUGUGCGACCCGUCUCUGGUGGACGAGAUCUUUGACCAGAUCCCGGAACUCCUGGAGCACCAUGAGCAGUUCCUGGAGCAGGUGCGGCACUGCGUGCAGACGUGGCACGCCCAGCAGAAGGUGGGAUCCCUGCUCGUGCAGUCGUUCUCCAAAGACGUCUUGGUGAACAUCUACUCAGCCUAUAUUGAUAACUUCCUCAAUGCAAAGGAUGCCGUGCGUGUAGCUAAGGAGGCCAGGCCAGCCUUUCUCAAGUUCUUGGAGCAAAGCAUGCGUGAGAACAAGGAAAAGCAGGCACUGUCCGACCUCAUGAUCAAGCCCGUGCAGAGAAUCCCACGCUAUGAGCUUCUGGUGAAGGACCUUCUGAAGCACACACCCGAAGACCAUCCAGACCACCCACUGCUGCUGGAUGCUCAGCGGAACAUCAAGCAGGUGGCCGAACGCAUCAACAAGGGGGUGCGGAGCGCCGAGGAGGCAGAGCGGCAUGCCCGUGUGCUGCAGGAGAUCGAAGCCCACAUCGAGGGCAUGGAGGAUCUCCAGGCCCCACUGCGGCGGUUCCUGAGACAGGAGAUGGUUAUUGAAGUGAAGGCGAUUGGAGGCAAGAAGGACCGAUCCCUUUUCCUGUUCACAGACCUCAUUGUCUGUACCACCUUGAAACGGAAGUCGGGCUCCCUGAGGCGCAGCUCCAUGAGCCUGUACACAGCAGCCAGUGUCAUUGAUACAGCCAGCAAAUACAAGAUGCUGUGGAAGCUGCCACUGGAAGACACAGACAUCAUCAAGGGGGCAUCUCAAGCCACCAAUCGGGAGACCAUCCAGAAGGCCAUCAGCCGCCUGGAUGAGGACCUGGCGACCCUGAGCCAAAUGAACAAGCUCUCCGAGAGCCUUGGCUUCCCCCACCAGAGUCUUGAUGAUGCACUGAAGGAUCUCUCAGCUGCCAUGCACCGGGACCUGUCAGAAAAGCAGGCACUGUGCUACUCCCUUGCCUUCCCACCCACCAAGCUGGAGCUGUGUGCCACCCGGCCCGAGGGCACUGACUCCUACAUCUUCGAGUUUCCCCACCCCGAUGCCCGCCUAGGCUUUGAGCAGGCCUUUGAUGAGGCCAAGAGGAAGCUGGCAUCCAGUAAAAGCUGUCUGGACCCCGAGUUCCUGAAGGCCAUCCCCAUCAUGAAAACUCGCAGUGGCAUGCAGUUUUCCUGUGCUGCCCCCACCUUCAGCAGCUGUCCAGAGCCUGCGCCAGAAGUGUGGGUGUGCAACAGCGAUGGCUAUGUAGGUCAGGUGUGCCUGCUAAGCUUGAGGGCCGAACCAGACGUGGAGGCCUGCAUCGCUGUUUGCUCCGCCCGAAUUCUCUGUAUCGGAGCAGUGCCCGGCCUGCAACCACGCUGCCCACGAGAGCAGCCAGAGCCCUUGAGGAAUCCCCCAGAGACCGCACUGGAGUCCACUGGGCCAGAGCUAGAUGUCGAGGCCACAGCUGAGGAGGAAGCAGCGACACUGACUGAGCCGGGGCCUCAGCCUUGCCUGCACAUUUCCAUCUCAGGGUCUGGCCUGGAGAUGGAGCCAGGCCCUGCCAAGGGUGACCCCCAGCCCGAGUUGGUACCCUUUGACAGCGACUCUGACGACGAAUCUUCACCCAGCCCAUCCGGGACACUACAGAGCCAAGCCAGCCAAUCUACCAUUUCCUCCAGCUUUGGCAAUGAAGAGACCCCAAGCUCCAAGGAGGCCACUGCAGAGACAACCAGCUCUGAGGAAGAGCAAGAGCCUGGCUUCCUGUCACUCUCCGGCUCCUUUGGGCCAGGUGGUCCCUGUGGUGCCAGCCCAAUGGACGGAAGAGCCCUUCGCCGCUCCAGCCGUGGCUCCUUCACCAGGGGCAGCCUUGAGGACCUGUUGAACGUGGACCCUGAGGCCUACCAGAGUUCCGUGUGGCUGGGCACCGAGGAUGGCUGUGUCCACGUCUACCAGUCCUCUGAUAGCAUCCGAGAUCGCAGGAACAGCAUGAAGCUCCAGCACGCUGCCUCCGUGACCUGCAUCCUGUAUCUGAAUAACCAGGUGUUUGUGUCUUUGGCCAAUGGAGAACUUGUAGUCUACCAAAGGGAAGCAGGGCGUUUCUGGGAUCCCCAGAACUUCAAAUCGUUGACCCUGGGUUCUCAGGGGAGCCCCAUUACCAAGAUGGUGGCUGUGGGUGGACGACUGUGGUGUGGCUGCCAGAACCGAGUCCUUGUCCUGAGCCCUGACACUUUGCAACUGGAGCACACGUUCUACGUGGGGCAGGAUUCCAGCCGAAGUGUGGCCUGCAUGGUUGACUCCAGCCUGGGUGUAUGGGUGACCUUGAAAGGCAGUGCCCAUGUUUGUCUGUAUCAUCCAGACACCUUUGAGCAGCUGGCAGAGGUAGAUGUCACCCCUCCUGUGCACAGGAUGCUGGCAGGCUCAGACGCCAUCAUCCGGCAACACAAGGCAGCCUGCCUGAGGAUCACAGCACUGCUGGUGUGUGAGGAGCUGCUGUGGGUGGGCACCAGUGCUGGGGUUGUGCUGACGAUACCCACCUCUCCGAGCACUGUCAACUGCCCACGAGCACCUCUCAGCCCGGCUGGCCUGUGCCAGGGGCACACUGGCCAUGUCCGCUUCCUGGCUGCAGUCCAGCUGCCUGAUGGCUUCAACCUUCUCUGUUCAACGCCACCCCCUCCCCCAGACACAGGCCCUGAGAAGCUGCCAUCCCUGGAUCACCGGGACUCCCCUCGGCGCCGAGGCCCUGCCUCAGCCAGGCCUAAAAUGCUGGUCAUCAGUGGUGGUGAUGGUUCUGAGGACUUCCGGCUCAGCAGCGGGGGUGGCGGCAGCAGUGAGACCGUGGGCCGAGAUGACAGCACCAACCACCUGCUCCUGUGGAGGGUGUGAGCCUGCCCUCUGUGGCCCAGAACUCACCUGUCCACCUGCCCUCAGCCUGCCUGUCUCUUCCCAGGCCACGUGCAGACCUUGAGCAGAGUGUCCACGCGGGGCAUACCGUGCGGACUCUGUCUCAUCUUUGUGGAAGCAUUCCUGGUAGAACAGCACCAGCUAGGCCGAGGCCUCUCUUACCCACUGACUACCCUAGCGCUCCCACUAGGAGCAGGGUGGGGAUGUGGGGGCUGCCCAGGACCUCUGACCCUGAAGCUUCUACCAAAGACACAGCUGGGCCUGGACCCCACAGGGCUGGGGAGGCCGUGUGCAAUAUAUGAAGAGCGCUCUGGGGCAGUGGGAAGGAAGGCUAAGGGGCGGCACUGCACCCUUCCCUGUGUACAGUAUUUAUGUUACUUUUCAGAUGAAUACUUUCCAAAGCACUUAUUUAUGCAGUGACCUAGGGCAGGACAUGAUGUGAGGAGGAGAAGACAGAAGGAUAAAAGUCUGUUCCUGCCUGAGAGGCCACCGUGGAGCCCUAACCAGGCUGUCCUGGAAGGACCAAUGCCCAUCUGUUACACACACACACACACACACACACACACACACACACACACACACACACCCCACUCAACACAUUCACACUCACUCUGCAUGUUCAGGGCACUAAGACACUGUCCCUUAACAUAAACUCCAGCCCUCGCUGAUGGGGCUGCCCAUCCUAGUCCAGAAGGGAAGUUUGCUCAGUUACUCUCACUGGGGAGCUUCCCGGGGCUUAGCAUUUCCAAGGUGAUGCCUGAGGUUCCUUAAUGUGGGAGCAUCGGUAGGUCUGGGACAGGGCUUUCUCAGGUAAGAGAAAAGGGCCUUCAGUCCUCGCAGCUGGCUCAAGCCCCAGCUCCUGCCUCCCCAUGUCUCAUGCACUGGCACGAUGGUCACCUUGUGGGUGGGCCUACGAGUCCCCUUUCUCUGACCACUGAAUUGAGUCCCUCUCUAAACAUCCACCCUGCCAAGGGCAGCCCCUUCAGGAAGGACACCCCACCCCUACCUGCCGAGUUGAGGGGCUAGGCAUAGCCUUUUCAACUGGGAAGGCUAGCCCUCACCGCCAGGCUGCAGGGAGCCAGCCACCCUGACCCUCAGCCCUUUGCUUCAGCUACAACUCCAAAGGUCUGGUUUCAGAUAGGGUUUAUUUGUUCUGUUUGAUUUUGUUUUUCUUUGGGGCGGGUGGGUCAUUGUGGUCUUAGAUGAUGUUUCUCUUGCUACCAAACAGCCAUGUAUUAACUCUCCUCGGAUGGUGAAAUUUAAAGAGUCAAUAAAUAGAAACACCAAAUGAUGGCUCCCCCCGGCCCUGGCCAUCAUGGCUUUCUGCCAGCUGUCUCCCCAAGGACGAGGGCUUCCUGACUCUGACUCACUUGGACCAAAGGGAGGCGAUAAAGAAGUCCUGGGGUGAAGGGGUUGACACUGACUUGGGCAGGUCGUUGCCCCUGUCUGGGCUUCAGUCUCCUCACUAGAAGAACUAGGAAUCUUGACCAUUAGAACUCCUUACGAAUCCUGUGCACAUCAAUAGUGCGUCAGCCUAGAGCUUCCAAGUCAGCCUAGGUUUGGGCUUGGAAGUCUGAAGCAGACAUGGUACUGAAAUGGAGCCAGGGGAGUAGAGUUCCUGUCUAAGGCUCCCGUGGAGUAGAACUACCGCCCACGUCUGGCUGAUUCGGGUCCAAAGAGCUGUGUCACUAAACUAGACUGCAAAGAAUUGAAAUGCCCAGCCACAUGAGGCACUCUCUAGGGACAAAGAGCUCCUCACAGCACGGUGUCCCCAUGGGACUCAAAGUGGCCCUCACAACAAAGGGCAGGUUAGGCCUCUCUGCUCAGUUCAACCCAGAUGACUGCCUUAAGAAUUCAGUUUCUUUGACUGGAACAGUAAUCGUUUAGUGAUUAAGAGCACUGACUGCUCUUCGAGAGGACCCAGGUUCAAUUCCCAGCACCUACACAGGAGCUCACAGCCAUCUCUAACUCCAGUCCCAAGGGAUCAAAUGCCCUCUUCUGGCCUCCAGGGGUACUGUAUGUAUAUGGCCACAGUCCUCCAGGCAGGCAAAAUACCCAUACACACAAAAUAUCAAAUUUUCAAUAAAAAACUGUUUCUGUGCUGAACGGAUAGUUCAGUUAACAGAUGGUAUGCUUGGCAUGUGGGAAAACUGAAGCAGGGUGUUCUUGUUCAAAGCCAGCUUAGAGCAGGUAUGUGCCUAUAAUCCUAGCGCUUGGGAGUCACUAACCAGUGCAUCUCUGAAUUCGAGGCCAGCCUGGUCUACCUAGCAUGUUCUAGGUAAGCCAGUACUGCAUGGUGAGACACCCUUCCCCAUUCCAAAACAAAAUGAUCUACAUGGCAAGACAUACACACAAAAAGGAGAAAAAGGGAGAAAGAAAGUGUAGGUGCGAGCUUUAUAACUCACACGCGUCCCUCAGGGAUCUGCUGGCUCUUCACAGGACGUGUGUAGGACAUCUUGGAGCGUUUUCAUGAGAUGGUUGCACUUGUGUAGAAUUCAGGAUGAAAUGGAAGGAACACGGGCUUUGCAUGGAACAGCUUCUGUUUGGAAUCUUGACUGAUACCAGCCAUCUGACCAGCCUGAGUCGUUUCCUUCUCAAUAAUGGAGUCUGAUAACCUCUUCUACCCUACAGGGUGGUUGACUAGUGUAUAUAGUUCUUGGGAUGCAAAGAGGUCCAUUCUGGCCCUAAAAUCAGAAGGGUGCGUGCGUGCCCGCAACUGGAGACCUGAGCUAGCCAACAGCCCAGUGAUCAAUUGAGGGGUUGACAGCCCACCUCAGGCUCCUCCCUGCUACUAGUCCAGUUAUUUGCAUUUCUGUCAGUGGCUGUCUCCCUCAGUGCUUCAGCCAUUUCUGCUACUCCAGGACAGAGGCCAAAGCAGACUUCAUUUUCAGGACUAGACACACAGGGCUGGGUCUGCACCCACCUCCCCCAAUAAGUGCCUCACUGGGAAUAGGGCUGGCACAUUGCACUGCCUCUGAGAAGACCGCCUGCCAGGGCAUGGGCUGGCUUGGGGACAGGUGCCCUUCUGAGUCAGGUGCUCAGCUCGUGCCAGUUUGCUGUGAGUAGGGCAAUCUUGAGGAAACAGGCCUCAGGCUCAUCCCAAAGGGAGGCUCCUGGAAAAAUUGCAACCUGGGCUGUUCAUUAUAGUUCUCCAGGGGUGCAGGCUCACUGAAGGCCAAUUAAGUUAAAACCUUAGCUAGGACCAGGUACCAGUAUUCUUAUAGGAAGCCACUGGUAUAUAACAGGUGUCUGAGAAAGUGCACAAACCAGUGUACAGCUCGGUGGAUGUAUAUAAAGGCCAAGAGGCGUCCAUCACCCCAACAGUUUUCCUUAUGCUCGUAGUCACCCGGGCUGGAGACACCAUGGGGUGUGGUUCCCCAGGCAGCAUAGAGAACAGCCUUAAAGGGCAUGAUUGUGGGUGAGAGGAAGCUGGACCAGGGUCUCUGUGAAGCAGGAACAUGCAAGGAAGGGCGUAAUGUGCAGGCGGGGGUAGCAUGCAAGGAGGGGUGCGAGAGCCCAUGAACGAGGGAAGGCUGGAGGGCAGGAUGAACACGCUGAGGGCAGGGCUCUGCUUCAUCCCUAAGCCCACUUACUGUAACACAUCAUACAAUAAGUGCUCGAGAAAUGUCGGGUUCCUGUUUAAUGAAAUAAACGUUGGAGAAUCCAGUUGA
Molecule: messenger RNA, 9863 nt
Organism: Rattus rattus (black rat)
Lineage: Eukaryota; Metazoa; Chordata; Mammalia; Rodentia; Muridae
Gene: Arhgef17
Product: Rho guanine nucleotide exchange factor 17
Exons: 21
Coding region: 1-6174 (2057 amino acids)
Biological process (GO): actin cytoskeleton organization
Molecular function (GO): protein binding; guanyl-nucleotide exchange factor activity
Source: RefSeq, a predicted model, not a curated record